Molecule: messenger RNA, 3937 nt
Organism: Hylaeus anthracinus
Lineage: Eukaryota; Metazoa; Arthropoda; Insecta; Hymenoptera; Colletidae
Gene: mys
Product: integrin beta-PS
Exons: 10
Coding region: 181-2688 (835 amino acids)
Biological process (GO): cell migration; integrin-mediated signaling pathway; cell-matrix adhesion
Cellular component (GO): integrin complex; focal adhesion; cell surface
Molecular function (GO): integrin binding
Source: RefSeq, a predicted model, not a curated record
AGAAAUCAGAGAGCAUCGGAAAGUUCGUGUGAGUCCAUCGCGAUUCUGUAGACGAAGUUGUUUGUGGGGUGCAUGGGUUUGAUGGGUUACCUUUUAUGGUGAUUCAAGUAACAAGAAAACAUUGGUCAAACUUGUAAUGUUCUAAUAGCAGAUCGAAACAGGACCUUUUGAAAGAAAACAAUGUUCAGCAGUUCAGGAUGGAUCAUACUGAUAGCGAUCGUCGCAUCACUAGCAGAGGCAAAUUAUCCUCCUCCAGAAAGAUUGACAGGAAUGAAUCCUUGCAUUAGCAAGCAAACAUGCCAUGAAUGCAUACAAACACCACAUUGUGCAUGGUGUGCUGCACCAAAAUUCUCAGAAAAGCGGUGCUUCCUACCAAAUAUAAAUACCAAAAUAUUUGCAACAUGUCCAGGAGAAUACACGUGGAACCCAGAUAAUCUUUUCAGUAUGAUAAGACAUUACAAUUUAACAAAAGGUGGCUAUACAAGUGGUGGUGCCAGUGGCUAUGAGUAUUCAUAUUCAAAUUCUAGCUCGUUUAGCUCUAGUUCACAGUCCAACAGAGAAAGUAGUAGUAGCAGCAGCAGUGGCAGAAGACAAGAAGCUGUGCAACUUUGGCCACAAGAAGUUAAUUUAAAACUAAGAAUAAGUGAAGCACACAGAAUGACCUUUGCUUACUCACAAGCAGAAGAUUAUCCUGUUGAUCUGUAUUACCUUAUGGAUCUGAGUAAAUCGAUGGAAGAUGAUAAAAAGAAAUUGUCAGAUUUAGGUCAACUUUUAGUAGAAAGUAUGAGUAAAAUUACGAGUAACUUUCGAUUAGGCUUUGGCAGCUUUGUUGAUAAAGUUGUAAUGCCUUAUGUUAAUACGAUGCCAAAGUCGCUGAUAGAACCAUGUGAUGGAUGUGCAGCACCAUAUGGAUAUAAAAAUAUUAUGACAUUGUCUCAAGACACUAGUCAUUUUGCAAAUUUAGUGCGAAAUGCUUCAGUGUCUGGGAACUUGGAUGCACCAGAAGGAGGAUUUGAUGCGAUAAUGCAAGCUAUAGUUUGUAGAGGACAAAUUGGUUGGCGUGAAAAAGCACGUAGAUUAUUGGUAUUUUCUACGGAUGCUGGUUUUCAUUAUGCAGGUGAUGGUAAACUGGGUGGAAUUGUAAAGCCAAACGAUGGCGAAUGUCAUUUAGAUUAUACUGGUCUCUACACUCAUUCAUCCUUACAAGACUACCCAAGCAUUUCACAGAUUAAUUUGAAAGUUAAACAGAAUGCUAUUAAUAUUAUAUGGGCUGUCACCGAAGAACAAAUAAAUGUAUACAAAAGACUGACUAAACACGUAGAAGGAUCUUUUGCUGGCAAACUGUCGGACGACUCGAGUAACGUUGUAGAAUUAAUUCGAGAACAAUACGAUGCAAUUUCAAGUUCUGUCGAAAUGAAAGAUACGGCCAGCAGUGCCGUGAAAGUAAAAUAUUUUUCAAAGUGUUUGGGUAACGGACCACUCAUCGAGACAUCGAAAUGUGAUGGACUAAAAGUUGGAACAAAAGUCGAAUUUAUUGCAGAAAUUGAAGUCACGAAUUGUCCGGAAAAUAGAUCAGAAUGGAAACAGAAAUUUGAUAUUUAUCCAGUUGGUAUUAAUGAGACUCUUACUGUAAAUCUGGAAAUGUUAUGCGACUGCGAGUGUGAACGGGAAGGUCUUAUGUACGAACCAAAAUCACCAGAAUGCAAUGGCGUGGGAACUUUAAAAUGCGGCGUUUGCGAAUGUUACGAUGGAUUCUUUGGAAAACGCUGUGAAUGCAGCCCUCAUCAUGAAAUGACAGGAUUUGAUAAACAUUUCCAGUCCUGUAGGCCUGAUAAUACUUCUCUCGUAGAUUGUUCAGGAAGAGGAACUUGCGCGUGUGGUCAGUGCGAGUGCGAAGAAAGAGACAAUCCGGAUGAAGUGAUAUCAGGUCACUUUUGCGAAUGUGAUAAUUUCUCGUGUGAUCGAGAUCAAAAUCGCUUAUGCUCUAAUCAUGGAACAUGCGAAUGUGGACAAUGUAUCUGCGACGCUGGAUGGACUGGACCAUCUUGCAGUUGUAAAUCUUCUAACGAAACUUGUAUUGCACGAGGAACGACAAGUGGAAUAUUGUGUUCAGGACAUGGAGAUUGUAUAUGUGGUGAAUGUUACUGUCACGAAGAAGGAAAUAUACGAUACUCUGGUAAACAUUGCAAUAAAUGUCCCACUUGCCCAAGUCGCUGUGAAGAAUUGAAGAACUGUGUAUUGUGCCAAAUGUAUGGCACUGGAAAUUAUAGUGACAAAGAAGAAUGUGCAAAGAAUUGUAAAGAGUUUGUUCCUGAACCAGUCGAGACUGUUAUUCCAGAUGUUGAUAAAGACGAAGAGCCGUGUUCUGGUAUAGACGUAGAUGACUGUAAAUAUAAUUUUGUUUAUUAUUAUAACGAAACAAAUUGCUUGAAAGUACGAGCACAAAAAGAAAGAGAAUGUCCACCGCAAGUCUAUAUGCUGGGCAUAGUAUUAGGUGUAAUAGCGGCAAUUGUUUUAAUCGGCCUCGCAUUAUUACUUUUGUGGAAAUUAUUGACGACUAUACAUGAUAGAAGAGAAUUUGCAAGGUUUGAAAGAGAGAGAAUGAUGGCUAAAUGGGAUACGGGAGAAAAUCCAAUCUAUAAACAAGCCACGUCAACGUUUAAAAAUCCAACCUAUGCUGGAAAAUGAGAGCUGUAAAAGUGAUCUCUAUUCAAUAGAGAAUGCGGAACUAUUACAUUGCAGUAAAUUGUGUUUUUUAUAUAAAUUUUAAACUGGUUAAUAUUUAAACAACAAACAAUAUACUUUAUCACGCAUCAAAAGAAGCUUUAGGAGUAAAUAAGAUAGUUUGUAACAUUGUAACUCGUAAGUAUUUAAUGGAAAUUAAUGUAGUAUGAAGUUAUAUCAACUUAUUCGUUAAGUACGAUAUUAUAAUACUGCCAUAUAACUUAGACUGCUAUGUAUGAGUGCGUGUGCAUGUGUGUGCAGAUGUAAUUUAUAUACAAGGGAUAAUAAUUUCUAUAAAAUGCAAAACUGCAAUGUAAGAUUGAAUAUUUGCAUGGAAGUACGGUAACAUAACAUUUUUAAGAUUUACAAUUUAUCUUACCAUGCAUUUUACAUACAAGUGCCUUUGUCUUGCGACAAAAAUGUUUAUAUCAAUUUUAGUUACCUUUUUUAAUGAGGAAUUUAUGAGGAAUCAUAAUCUCGUUGUGGACUUUAUCUACACUCAUUGAUCUGAUACCUAGAGCUCGAUCAAUUCGUUCUUUUUUUUUUUUUUACAUGUGUUUAUUGAGAUUUUUCAUACGCUAGUAUAUUUGAAAUUAGAAAUACAAAUAAGGCACAUUAAAUAUGUGAUAUUGCAAGACCUAAAAAACUACAUAUUUACAGAUGUACUUUAAGGAACGGUGAUCGAUUGUUUUCGUCUUAUGUCUUCCCUGUUCUAACACAUGUUUUACAUUUUGUAAUGAUUUGAAAAUGUAUGUAGGAAAUUGUAUAAAUGUAUAAAACAACAAAACGCAUAGUAAUAAGUAUAAAUCAUUUUACAACUGUUAAAAAUGAUAGAUGCUACGUUUUUUGUUUAGUUAUAUAAGAUAUUAUAUAGAUGAGAGGCCACUAAAUUUUGUUGCCUGUGUCCAAUAUUAUAAAUAAUAGACAUGCUUGCAAUUAUUAAAAAAUUAACGCAAUACUUUAAAGUGACUUAAAUCAAUAUUCAGAAUGUAUUUAAAAAUUAACGCAAUACUUUUGUAAUGUAUCGCAUUAAUCAGAUUUAAUUAUAUUAAUAAGAUGUGAUUUAUAACUUUUAUAUUUUACUCUUAUUUAAAUAUUUAAAAAUAAACUAUCAGAAAAAUGACAAAAGAGUAUCAGCUUAUCUUACGAUCUCACUGUAAGAUAACACACAUAAAACAUCAUCAUAUGUUGAUAAUAUAUUUUUGUGCGCGCA